AUAAGGACCGCUUGCACCGCAUGCCGGCACCUUUGGGUCAAUGCAAGUUGUUUUUUCUUCGCCCGACAAGCUUUGCAGGGCCAGUCGAACGGGUGCAAAGGAUUGGGAAAAUCGCCUCGGUAUUGGCGAGCAGUUGAGUUACGUCGAUAUAUUCUGGGGGCUCGCCCUGAAUUACCCUUCGCAAGUGCGGGCCUCAGUUCGAAACACUAUUUGCCGAUCGCACAUCAGUUUUCCUUUCAAUCCCGUCGAGUGCAGUAGUCGGUGAAUUUGUUCGUGUGCGCAGGCAAAGCAAGAUGAUAACGCUUCUUUUGCUAGGUUUUGGCAUCCUUUCGCUUUACGUGUACUGUAAGAUAAAGUUUAAGUUUGCGGAAAAAAUACCCUGCGUCGAGCCGCUGCAUCCCGUGUUUGGCAAUGGGCUCGAGUUUGCGCAGAAGAACUCGUACGAAAUCUUUAAGAGCCUUUCGCAUGCGUACAAGGAUAAUAAACGCAUCUUCAAGCUAUGCUUCGGCCCCAUACCGGUUAUCUGUGUGUCGCAUCCAGAUCUGAUACAAAAAAUUAUGACCGACCCAGCCACCAUGGACAAACCGUUCGUGUAUGAUUUCAUGCGCGUGGAGCACGGAUUGCUUACGGCAAAGUAUGAAGAAUGGCGUGUGCAUCGCAAAGCACUGAAUCCAACGUUUAACACGCGCAUCCUAAGCAGCUUCAUACCAAUCUUUACCGAUUGUGUGGCGAAAAUGAUCAGCAACAUGCAGAAGCAUGUGGGCGAUGACAAACCGAUCAACAUGCUAGAGCUUACCUCGCCCUGUACGCUGGAAAUGAUUUGCCGUACCUCACUCGGCGGUCAGGUACUUGAAAGGGAAGGCAAGCAGGCAUUUAUCGAAGGGCUGGAAAUUAUCCUUCGCAAUGUAGGCGUACGAAUAUUUAACGCAAAUCUCUACCCCGAAUUUGUGUACAAGCACACACACUUGUAUCGAGAAGAAAUGGACGCACGUAAAAUAUGUUACGCUUUCACGGACAAGGUAAUUCGUGAAAAGCGUGCAAAGUUUGAAGAGCAGCUGCGUCGUUCGGCCGACAGUAACAACAAUAACGCGAUGAUCGAUGAAAAUGGCAACGUCGUCUUCGCCGAUGAAGAAGACGAUAUGCUGAACUACAAGAAACCGCAAAUCUUUGUCGACCAACUGCUGACCAUACCGAACAAUGGUAAACCGUUUACGCACCAGGAGAUCACCGAUCACAUCUACACGAUGAUUGCUGCUGGUAAUGAGACAUCCGCAACGCAGACCGCCCACGCCUGUCUGCUGCUGGCCAUGCACCCCGAGAUACAGGAACGAGCUGCAGCGGAAGUGCGGGAGGUGCUGGCGGACGAUGUGGAGUACACGCAUGAAAUACUCAAGCAGAUGGAAUACCUGGAACUUGUCAUUAAGGAAUCGCAACGACUCUGCCCGGUGGCGGCCGUAUUCGGUCGUAAGGCAAUUCAAGAUAUUCAGCUAGAUGAGUAUAUCAUUCCGAAAGGGUUCAUUCUGCUGUUGAAUCCCUUUGCACUGCACCGGCAGAAGGAGUAUUGGGGCCCGAACGCCGACAAGUUCGAUCCGGACCAUUUCUUGCCGGACCGCGUCAAGGCACGGCACCCGUACGCCUAUCUGCCGUUCAGUGCUGGACCGCGCGGCUGCAUCGGUAGCCGUUACGCUAUGAUGAGCUUGAAAAUUAUGCUGUCACAAAUUUUGAAAAACUUUAAACUUACCACCGAAAUACCGUACGAGAAGAUGGAAUUCAAGUUCAAGGUCUCCAUGCAUCUGGCCUUCGAGCAUCUGAUAAAACUAGAGCCACGUGUGUAGGAGCGUUCGUUACACUUGCUUGCAUUGAAGUCUUUCGUUUUGUGAUUUCACCACUGCUUGUGAGUCACUCUCGCUGGUUAAAAAGUUCAUCAUGUUCCAUACGGUAGGGAAAAAUAGUACCAACGAAUGUCAUGGAAUCAUUUGUGAAUUGUGUUUUAUGAGUACGAUCGCUUAUCUAAACUUGAUGCAACGAUAAACUACCGACCUAACUAAGCAUACUAAUGUAACAGCGUUGCCAUUACAACGCUGCUGUGUAUGCAGUCAGGGGCAUUCGUUUAAUCCUCCCUAGGGUAGAUGCGCUGCAAUUGAAUGUAAAAUUACACACCUAGACGCGUAAAUGUAUUCUUUUGUAAUUGUCUGAAACACGCAAUAAUGCUGCAUUGAUUUACGCAACGGACAAUUGGAUUAGAUAAUGCUAUCAACUUGUUGUUUUGUGUUUUCGGCGUUUGCUGCGUUUCCGAGAACGGAACACAUGCUUAUCAAAUCGGAAAUUAUGUGCAGCGUUGAUUCCACGUUCUUAGACGUUCACUUCCUAC
Messenger RNA from Anopheles funestus (African malaria mosquito), 2371 nucleotides. Its product is annotated as cytochrome P450 4c21-like. The coding region runs from base 294 to 1835 and encodes 513 amino acids. The record is from RefSeq and is a predicted model, not a curated record. The transcript has 5 exons. Gene Ontology annotation, molecular function: monooxygenase activity; oxidoreductase activity, acting on paired donors, with incorporation or reduction of molecular oxygen; iron ion binding. Lineage: Eukaryota; Metazoa; Arthropoda; Insecta; Diptera; Culicidae.